AUUGGUGUGGCGAUGUUGGUGACUCUUUAUUAAUUAACACGCGUCAAAAUAAACUUGAGCACUUGAUCACCACUUCUGUACACAUUUUUGGUACGCGCAAAGUUGAACAUUGCACGCUGGUGUUUUUUUCACUAUUUUUGAUGCAGAUGUUAGCAUGUCGGGCAAGACUGCCUAAAGACGUGUGUGACCGUCUUAAUGACAGUGACAGCAGUCCUUUUGACAUUUUGGCGUCUGAAGUUUUUUGGUUAUCUGAAAAUAGUGAAUUUUUGCCUAAAAAGUCCAUAUUUACCGAGGGGGGAUAUACUAUUACGACUUAAACCCAUAUGAGUUUUAAUUUUGAACCAAAUUACACUUUUUUUUCGGUUUCAGGUUUCACGAGAUCUUAAUACUGAAAUGGAUAAUUUUCAGUAUUUUCAUAUUUUCACAAGAUCUAGCUGAUUUCAGAAGGUAUUCCAGACAAUAUUUGGGUAUUCCAAAAGUUUCGGUCGGAAUAUUUUAUUGAGAACUAUGAACUGUACAAACAAUAGUGAGGCAAUUAUAUGUAAUCAAGGUGAUGAAAGUACAUUCAUUAAUAAAAUAUUAGUUGAAAUGAAAAGUCAAUUCAACCAGCCUGAUAUUAAAGUAGAACCUCAAGAAGUGAAGAACGAAAAUGUUGAUGGGAAAACUAGUAAUUCAAUAAGUGAAGAAACAACAGAACAUUCUGAAUCAUGUACAAAAGAAAUCUUAUCUAGUGUAACAAAUGAUCAGACUACUGACAUAUUAUGUAAAAAAGAGGUUGAUGUGAGUGACUCAUUCAAAAAACCAAAUGGCGAACUACCAAGCAUGCCCCCAACAAUAUCCCCUAAUAGAAGAUCUUUAAGGAACAAACCUACUGAUGAUAAAAUAUCUCCACCCAAGAGAUCAUCUCGACGUAGAAGCAAAGAUUCCAGUGAGUCUGUACUUCAAAAUGCAAUAGCAAGGAAGGAAAAAUCUUACAAUGAAGCUAGCAAGCCUCAGAGACUGACAAGACAGUUGAAACCAACACAGAAAAUUUUGGAAAAUUUGGCAUUAGCCAAGGAAGACAGAAAUAAGUUGCUCAAAUCACCUAAAGCUGAUAAAGCUAACUGCAAUAACAUAAGUAAUGGUGAUGAAGUAUUUGUAAAUGAUAGUCCUAGUAAAAGAGGUAGAAGACAGGUUAGGAGUCCUAAGAAACCUAAAAGACUUAAGAUGAGUUAUGGAAGUGAUAGUGAACCUGAGUCUAAUGGAAGUAUAUCUGAUAAUAGUGAAUCCACUACAAGUACUAGAAGAUCACAAAGAAUUUCAAGUCGAAAUAGGGAAGACCCUUCUAACAACUCUAGUCCAGUCAGUGGGGAUCAGGCCCAAAAUUUUCCUGAUGAUCCUGAAUGCUCUAUAGAAGUACAACUGUCAAAGGCACAUACUUGUUUUUGUACACACAGAACUAACUUAUUUUCUAUGAAUAAUGGUGAAACUGUUUACUGUAAUGCAGUUGAUAGCAUAGGAAACAGAUUGAUAGGAUGCACCAGAGUAGUGAAUGUAGAGGAGACAGCAUUGCUGAGGCCUUCUCAAAGAAUCCCUUACACCCUGCUUUGUUCUUUCCACAGAAAUAGACUUUUACGACACAACUGUUGCCCCACUUGUGGUAUAUUUUGUACUCAGGGAGUUUUCAUGGAAUGCGAGUCUAAACACCAGUAUCAUAAAGCAUGUCAAUCUGUGCUUGGAGAUCUAUCAGGUUGUCCUCAUUGUGGUAUAAUUAAAAGCAAUGAAGUUUUUAUCAAAAUGCACUGCUCUUCAAAGCCAAUAUUCCUUCCUACACAGAAUUCGGAUCAUCCACCUGCUAAAAUGAGCUUUUCUUCUGGAAAUGACGAUUCAUCUUGCUCUACACCUUUGCUUGUACCAAUAGACACAUUCCAAACUUUUAAUACUGCACAAAUUGAUAAUCAAGACUUCACUGCUGAUGAUUUACUUGAAGCCAUUGAUUCUAAUGAUGUUAAUAAACUAGCUGCUAUAAUAGUUCCUUUUUUUUGUUUGAAUUUUACAGCCCUGGAUUCCAUAGACCUAAACUUUAAAAUUGCUGAGUUUAAUGAUGGAACUCUGAUGCACUACUCAGCAAGUAAAGGGCACUUAGGAAUAUGCCAUUUACUGAUUUCAGCAGGGUUAGAGAUUGAUGAAUUUGACAAAGACCAAAAUACUCCUCUAAUGUUGGCUAUCAGUGAAGGUAGAGAUGAUGUUGUACAAUUUCUCAUCAAAUCAGGAGCUGAUAUUGCGGUUAAGGGUACCGACGGCAUAUCGCCUCUCCACGUAGCCUCCAAACAGGGCAAUCUACGCGCCUGCCGCCUCCUAGUCGAAAGUGGCUCCAUAGUGGACCGACGUGAUGACGGCGGUUGGACGGCGUUGACGUGGGCGUGCGAACACGGUCACCGAAGCACCGCCUCCUAUUUGUUGGGAGCGGGCGCCGAUGCGAGAGCGCGUGACGUCGAACACAAUGAACCACUGCAUUGGGCGGCGUUUAGCGGAAGGGAGGAUGUCGUGGGCCUGCUAUUGGAUGCCGGGGGUGAUGUGAAUACCGUCAAUGCGCAUGGAGAAACGCCAUUACAUAUAGCAGCUAGAGAAGAUCGAUACAACUGUACCAUUGUACUGUUAGCAAGAGGGGCCAGCGUUACUGCCCUGAGUAAAAAUAAUGAAUCUCCUUUAGACUGUGUUCCUGUUGGUGGUGACUGUUGUGGUCCAAUCGCGCUUAAUGCUAAGCUGCAAGCCAUUAUUGGAUCUGGCAAGAGACAUAAAACAUUGCUGUGCAGUGAUAUAUCCCGAGGAAGAGAGAUGAAUCCUAUUCAGUGUAUCAACACAGUUGAUAAUGAAUCCGAGCCAAGAGACUAUAUUUAUAUAACGAAAAAUUGUACAACUUCUAAUCAUGUUCAAAUAGAUAAGAAACUCACUACCUUACAUUCGUGUAGUUGUGAAGAUCGUUGUACCUCGGAAGAAUGCGAAUGUGGAAAAUUGUCUGCCAAGUGUUGGUAUACGGAAGAUGGCAGAUUGCAACCAGAUUACAACUUUUCAGAUCCGCCAAUGGUGUUCGAAUGCAACGAAACAUGCGCAUGCAAUGCCAUAACAUGCAAAAACAGGUUAGUACAAAAGGGCAUCCAGCAACGUUUCCAGCUGUAUAAGACUGAGUAUAAAGGCUGGGGUGUCAAAACGUUGAGGUUCAUUCCGAAGGGUAGUUACGUCUGUGAAUAUAUAGGAGAGAUACUGACUGAUGUCGAAGCCAAUAGUAGGGAUGAGGAUGAUUUCCUAUUUGAUCUCGAUAACAAGGAUGUUGAUUCUUACUGUGUAGAUGCGAAGCGCUAUGGAAAUUUUGCGAGAUUCAUAAAUCACUCAUGUACACCGAAUUUGCAUCCUGUCAAAGUAUUUAUCGACCAUCAAGAUCUGAGGUUUCCUAGGAUAGCUUUUUUUGCCCUAAAGGAUAUCGCCGCUGAGGAGGAGCUAAGUUUUGACUAUGGACACAAGUUCUGGUUGGUAAAGUACAAAUCAUUUACAUGUCAGUGUGGAGUAAAGGAAUGUAAAUAUUCUGAUGAAACAAUUGGUGAAGCACUAUUAAAUUAUAGGAGGUUUAUGGGAGACGACGAAUCAUCACAGUAGCAACAUUAAGCAAUAUUGAGGUGUAUGUGGAAACGUUUAGGAAUUUUCUUCAAAUGAAUAACAGUAUUAACGGUUUUUAUACUUCACGUUAUUUUCAUAUUUUUACGGUCUGCGCUUUUGUGUGCAAUAUUGGUAUGUCGAGUAUUGCUUGGAAAAUAAUUGUUUUUUCCAUACACAAUAAGUUUCGUUACCUUGUACUUCAAAAUCCCUAUUUGUACUUUGUGGACUGAUUUUGUUUAUGUAACUUUAUUGUGAAUGUUUUUGUUAUUUAGAUUUUUUCAAGCUAAACCUAAGUUUAGCUUUAUCUCAUGUUAUUGUUUGACCGUUAUAUUUGUUUUGGAAAUAUAUCACAUUUACAUGUUCAUGUUUUUCGAACCAUAAAUACUUACUGAGCAGGCGGAAGCAAUAAUAGUACGUAAUGGGUUCCCUGUUUUGGGGAAAUUAAAUCAAGUGGUAACCACGCGGUGAUCGACCGAAAUCAAUAACUCGUUUUGGUAAGGGUUAUUCUUACUUAAAUGGCGGCUAAUAAUCUCACGUUGUUAAUAAAAAAUGGAUGCGAGUUUACUUAUUGAAAAGGAAGAGGAAUAUAGACAAAUUAAUAUUGUGCUGUAUUUCUUUUUUAACUUGUUUUAUUAAUACACCAACCUGUAUACAUUACUCGUUAUAGCAUAAUAGUCACUUAUACAGAAAUAAAUUCAUUAGACUCCCUUCAAUAAAAAAUUAAUUGAAAAAAACUGGAACUAUGAAGGACAAAA
Molecule: messenger RNA, 4388 nt
Organism: Acanthoscelides obtectus
Lineage: Eukaryota; Metazoa; Arthropoda; Insecta; Coleoptera; Chrysomelidae
Source: the annotation of a GenBank genome assembly